Messenger RNA from Oryctolagus cuniculus (rabbit), 2748 nucleotides. It is a transcript of the gene FBXO25, whose product is annotated as F-box protein 25. Gene Ontology annotation, biological process: protein ubiquitination. Gene Ontology annotation, cellular component: nucleus; SCF ubiquitin ligase complex; cytoplasm. The record is from RefSeq and is a predicted model, not a curated record. Gene Ontology annotation, molecular function: protein binding. Lineage: Eukaryota; Metazoa; Chordata; Mammalia; Lagomorpha; Leporidae.
CAGGCUGAGGCUCUGACUAAACCAGGGCAGGUCCGGAAAGGAGGGGGAGGCAGGGGCGAGGUCGGCGGAGGACAGCGCGGAGCGCAGGGAGGGCGAAGGCUUCGGAGCCACUGGGCCGACUCUGCGACCGCGCGGCACCGCACAGCCCUGCAUCGCCCGCACGGGUCACGCACGAGCUGUUUUCCAGCAGCAGCCCCUCCCGCGCGCGCUGCGGAGGCGGAAGCACUUCCCGCGCGAAACACGCACGUUCGUGCUUGGUCACUGCACUUCCAGCCGCUUCGAGCGCGCCAUCUCGCUCGUUCCCGCAGAAACCCCGGAAGACAAGCGCCCCGAACUCGGAUCGCAGGGCCUCCGGGCCGCCUCCGCUUCUCUCGGCACUCGAGGCCCGCAGCCGGAAGGCAGCCGGGCCACAGGGCGUGGCGGCCGCACCGCGCACCGAGCGCACGCGGCUGGGACGCGCGCCUGGGCCGGGCCUUGUCGUGUCUGGCCGCCCCGGGAAGCGGAGGGUCCGGGCGCCCACAGGGGCCGGCCUGCGGGGCGGGUCAAAGGGCGGCCCCGCCCUCCGCGCCCUGGCCCGCCCAGGGCCGCCCAGGCCCGCCCCCGGCACCCGCCGGCCGAACCCAUUGCGCACGCGCGCCACGGGCCUCGGGGACGGGGUAGCAACAAGGCCACGCGGAGCCUCUGUGGCCAAUCAGCGGCCGGGGGCGGGGCUUUCCGCACGCCCUGGACGCGGCGGGUGACUUCCGGCAAUAAUCCCAGACGCGUCGGCUUCAGGUGCGGACUGAGGCGGGGCGCGCCAGGGGCGGACGGGGCUUUGGCGUUCGGGUUGGGCACUGGGACAGUCUGGCGGACGUGCCGGGAGAACUAUGCCAUUUUUGGGUCAGGACUGGAGGUCUCCUGGAUGGAGCUGGAUUAAAACAGAAGAUGGCUGGAAAAGGUGUGACUCCUGUAGUCAGGAACUUGAAAGAGAGACUGACCAGUGCAGCCUCAGCCACAACAUUAUCCUGAAUAGUGAGAAUGAAGAAGUUUUCAGUAACGAAGAGCAUGAAUAUGCAUCCAAGAAAAGGAAAAAGGACCAUUUUAGAAAUGAUGCAAAUUCUCAAAGUUUUUAUCGUGAAAAAUGGAUCUAUGUCCAUAAAGAAAGCACAAAAGAAAGGCACGGCUACUGCACCCUGGGAGAAGCCUUCAACCGGCUGGACUUCUCGAGCGCCAUCCAGGACACCCGGAGGUUCAACUAUGUGGUGAAGCUGCUAGAGCUCAUUGCAAAAUCCCAGCUAACGUCACUGAGUGGUGUGGCACAAAAGAACUACUUCAACAUCUUGGAUAAAAUUGUUCAAAAGGUUCUCAGGGACCACCACAAUCCUCGCCUCAUCAAAAACCUCCUGCAGGACCUGAGCUCCACCCUCUGCGUUCUCAUCAGAGGGGUUGGCAAGUCCGUCUUGGUGGGGAACAUCAACAUCUGGAUUUGCCGGCUGGAGACCAUUCUGUCCUGGCAGCAGCAGCUGCAGAACCUCCAGAUGGCAAAGCAGGUGGACACAGGGCUCACCCUGGUGGACCUCCCUCUGCACAUGCUGAGCAACAUCUUGUACCGCUUCUCGGACGGGUGGGACAUCGUGACUCUGGGCCAGGUGACCCCCACACUGCACGUGCUCAGUGAAGACAGGCAGCUGUGGAAGAAACUGUGCCAGUACCACUUUGCUGAGAAGCAGUUCUGUAGACACUUGAUCCUCUCCGAGAAGGGCCACGUCGAAUGGAAGCUGAUGUACUUUGCCCUGGAGAAGCACUACCCAACCAAGGAGCAGUAUGGGGACACCCUGCACUUCUGCCGGCACUGCAGCAUUCUCUUCUGGAAGGACUACCACCUUGCUUUACUGUUCAAGGACUCUGGACACCCCUGCACUGCGGCCGACCCCAACAGCUGCUUCACGCCUGUGUCUCCCCAGCACUUCAUCGACCUCUUCAAGUACUGAGACUGCUGGCACCCGCCGUGACCAGAUGCAGCAAUCGGGGUUGGGGGACUGGCCAUGUCCUCCCCCAAGGCCUGCACUUUCAGAAAAAGCCGGAAAUAACGGGCAGUGUUCAGGGUGCUGAGCCUGGAAGCACGGGCUGGGUUUCCACCUUUGAGGGGGUCGGGGGAUGCAAGCAAAUCAUUUCAUUUCUUUCCUUAAAACUUGUAAGCAUACUGAAAUUUGUAAUUUUACAUAUUUUAUAAGAAUGGACCAAAAUAUUAGGGGUUUCAGCCCCACAUUCUGUGCUGAACUGACACAAAUGGCCAAGAAUAUGCUUCUUAAAUGUCAAAUUACAGCUUCCCAAUGUUCUGGUAAUUGGGGGUGGAGGUAAAACAGUUGAUCCUUGUAAAUACAUUGUGCAGAAUAUUUAUUUUUUCUUAAAAUGUAUUUUCACGAUGUCACUGGCCAUGUCCACAUGAGCCUCUCUGGAUACAAAUGGACCUGGAAGCUGUCAUUGUCCAGUGUCCUUGGGGCUAUGAGCUGUGCAGACCACCAGCAGUCAUGGCCAGGAACAGCUGGUGAUCACCAGAUUUUACUGUGUCGACUACUUUUAUAAACAAAAUGAUAAAUCGUGUGUCCUGACUGCAUUGUGGCUUUCCAUCAUGCUGAAAGAAACACUGUUAGUGAUUUUGAUAUCAUUUACUUAAGUCUUUCAAAGACUUUUAAAAUAAUACAUGUCUAUUUCAGAAAAUUUUGAAAACGGGUCUAUAAAAGAAAAUAAAAUUCAUCCAUAAUCAGA